Molecule: messenger RNA, 2669 nt
Organism: Rhineura floridana
Lineage: Eukaryota; Metazoa; Chordata; Lepidosauria; Squamata; Rhineuridae
Gene: ORC3
Product: origin recognition complex subunit 3
Exons: 21
Coding region: 374-2560 (728 amino acids)
Biological process (GO): DNA replication initiation; DNA replication
Cellular component (GO): nuclear pre-replicative complex; DNA replication preinitiation complex; nuclear origin of replication recognition complex
Molecular function (GO): DNA replication origin binding
Source: RefSeq, a predicted model, not a curated record
CACAUGACUGGGAAGAGCAAACUGGACCAUCUGAUAUCAUUUACAAAGGGGGGAGCGGUUCGAUUCCGGAAGUACGCGUGCGUUUCCUGGAAAAGGAGGUGGGCUUCUUGAGUCCGGUCAUGAACUUUGCUCGGGUAGUCUUCAUACUGUUUUGUAGGUAGCACGCUAAUUUAGUGUGGCGUCCGAGCCUCCAAUUGGAUUGCGGAAGUGCGCAUGCGCUUCCUGGAGUCCCUUAAGAACUUUGCUCGGGUAGUCUGCAUGCUGUUUAAGUAAUGUGGCAUGCUCUUUAGUAUAGUGAGCAUAUUAUACAUAUACAGUACGGAUCUCGAGCCCCCACCAUGAGCACGUGUUCAGUCUCCAAGGAAGGAAGGAAAUGGCCUUCAAGUUGAUCCUGACUUAUGGCAACCCUACGAAUAGGGUUUUCAUGGGCUGCUUUGUGUUCAGGCCAAAUUCUAAGAAGACAAAGAUCUCUUCAGCAGCUGACUAUUUUAGUAAAGGUAAUACUGACUCAGAGGAUAGUGAGCUACGAUUUGAUACUUGUCAGUUGUUAUGGAAACAGAUUAAAUGUGAAACAGAGCAACUACAAGAGGACUUGAAUAAAAAAUUGUUUGAUAACCUCAUAACAUUUCUGAGAAAAUCUCAUUCGGACUUCCGAGAGAAUAAAACAGAAUGGGCUUCUCAAAUGAAAUCUAGUGAAAUUCCUACUGCAGCUGUUGUUCUCGGUGUGAAUGUAACAGACCAUGACCUGACAUUUAAAAGCCUCUCUGAAGUUCUUCAUGAUGAUGUCACUCCUUUUGUAGUGUCACUGAGGUCCAAAGAGUGCCCAGGCAUAAAACACCUGCUGCAGAAGCUGACAGUUCAGCUGAUGGGCUGCCAUAUAGACGUGGACUCAUCUGAAGAAGAAGAACAUUCCAAGAUUUCCCCAAAUAGGAUACGUUGCUCAGUGGCAUCUCUUAUUGAUUGGUAUAGAAACAUAACCAAGGUGCACUAUGACUUGAAGAAAACUGAUACUGAAACUCCAUGCAAAAAAAGAAUGUUCUCAUCCAGACAUUUGCCGUCUCCUCCAGUUGUAGUUAUUUUCAAGGACAUGGAAAGUUUCACAACCAAAGUUCUGCAGGACUUCAUAAUUAUUAGCAGUCAUUGUAUACAUGAAUUCCCACUGGUACUUGUUUUUGGAAUUGCCACCUCUCCAAUGAUCAUCCACAAGUUACUCCCUCACUCAGUUUCCUCUUUGUUAUGCAUAGAGCUCUUCCAGUCUCUUUCCUGCAAAGAGCAUUUGACUAAAGCAAUUGACAAGCUACUUCUGACAAGCCAGUUUCCCUUUAAACUUAGUGAGAAAGUUCUGCAGGUGCUAAUCAACAUAUUUUUAUACCAUGAUUUCUCUGUUCAGAACUUCAUCAAGGGAUUUCAGCUAUCUCUUUUGGAGCAUUUUUAUUCCCACCCACUCAGUGUGCUCUGCUGUGAGCUCCAAGAAGCUAGGAAGAGAGUAAAAUGUUUAUCACACAGUCAGUGUGAAAAUAUUCGAAGACUGCCAUCUUUUAGAAGGUUUGUGGAAAGCCAAGUAUCAAACAAGCAGACUGUUCUGCUGACAGAUGACGAAUGUUUAAAGGAAACAACACAAGCAUUGCUGCAAGACCUGGAUACUUACCAUGAAAACUAUUUUCCAAUUUUGCGGUGUCUUCACGCUUUCACAUCUUCUCUUCCAAAGUAUCCAUUAGGCAAACAAAUUACAGAGUUAUAUUGCACGUGUUUGGAAAAGAAAGUAUGGGAAACAGAAGAAUAUGAGUCAGCUAUUCAGCUGGUGAGGAUGUUGGCUAAGGAUGAGUUAGUGGAGAUUCUUGAAAAAUGUGUGGAGAUCGUUGCAUCCUCUCCUGUAAAAGAUGUUGGAAUCCCUUCAGAGAAAUUAGAGCAGUACCUGGACCGAUUUAGAAAUCUUGAAGCAGAAGCCACUGAUGAUCAGGAAGAGUCCAUAUCCUCACUAAAAGAGCUUCAGAAAAAGACGGAUCUUUAUCAUCUUCAAAAGACUCUGCUGGAGAUGAAGGAGUCAAGAAGGCUUAAGAAACUAACAAAGUUUGAAAUGCUUCGUUUUGAAGUUGUUGACUUCAUAGAUGGCCUUGUAAGAAAUUACCUUGUACCUCCAGAGUUGCAGACACUGCAUGAGGUGAUGUAUUUCAGUGCAGCUGAUACCCUCCGUGAACAUUUAAAUGCUGCCCCACGUGUUGCUCUUCACACUGCUCUCAACAAUCCAUAUUUCUACCUGAAGAAUGAAUCCUUGAAAACCGAUGCAGGAUGCAUUUCUAAUACAGCUCCUGAUAUUUGCAUAGCAUACAAGCUUCAUUUGGAGUGUGGCAGAUUAAUUAACCUUGUUGACUGGUUAGAGGCUUUUUCAACAGUUGUAACUGCAGCUGAAAAUCCAAAUUCCACAGUCAAGGAUGAGAUAGAUGAUGCUAUCCACGCACGUUUCAUUAGGGCAGUCUCAGAAUUGGAAUUAUUGGGAUUCAUAAAGCCUUCCAAACAGAAAACUGAUCAUGUGGCAAGACUGACAUGGGGCAGCUGCUAGUAUGCAUUCUAGUGAGAAAGGAAGAAAAUGCUUUAAACAAGAUUGUGUAUGCUAUGAACAACAUGAGAAAUGCUAUUUUGUCACUAUAAAACUCUUUACAAACAGAUAA